Messenger RNA from Phalacrocorax carbo (great cormorant), 1728 nucleotides. NCBI's taxonomy places the organism in Eukaryota, Metazoa, Chordata, Aves, Suliformes, Phalacrocoracidae. The record is from RefSeq and is a predicted model, not a curated record.
CCCGCCCACUUGUCGUCACCAGCGCGACACCGCCCGGCGAGGCGGACGCCAUGGCGGCUGUGACGCGCUCCGGGCGGCAGCUGCAGCUGACGCUGGCGUUGCUGAAGCCGGACGCUGUGGCCCACCCGCUGGUGCUAGAGGCCGUGCACGAAACCAUCCUCAGCAACCGGUUCCUCAUCGUGCGCGCCAAGAAGCUGCGCUGCGGACGGGAGGAGAGCCGCCGCUUCUACCGGGAGCACGCGGGGCGGUUCUUCUACCAGCGGCUGGUGGAGUUCAUGGCCAGUGGUCCCAUGUGGGCUUAUAUCUUGGCCCAUGAGAAUGCUGUCACCCUCUGGAGAUCCCUGAUGGGACCCACCAAAGUAUUCCGAGCACGAAACAAUGUCCCGGACUCCAUUCGAGGAGCUUAUGGCCUCACUGACACCAGGAAUACCACUCAUGGCUCAGAUUCACCAGCAUCAGCCAGCAGAGAAAUUGCCUUUUUCUUCCCAGAGUUCAAUGAACAGCUCUGGUACCAGCAGGAAGAGCCACGUCUGCGCUGUGGGCAGGUGUAUUACAACGCAGAGGAGCGUGUCCACUGUGUGUUCAGGGAUGAAGAAGCAGAGUUGACCUGAGUUGCCUGGGGGUACAGAUCAAAAGGAUCUGCGGAAUAUUUCUGCAUUUUUGCAUUGCUGCUUUUAUUUUCACCAGCAGUAUCCAAUGGUGGAUCUGCUCAUGAUCAAGUAUGUGUUUAUACAGGUCUGAAAUCUUGCUGUCCUUAAUGCUGCUGUCAAUUGCUAUUUUACUGAUUUCCUGAGUUUCUCUUAAGUUACGUGUGUUUUUCUUGUCACUAUUAACCCUUCUACUUUUAUUAUCCUUCUUCUUUAUAUUGUGCUUUCUUUUUUGCAUAUUAAUUUGGGAUGUUAUUCAAUCAUAAUUUCUAGCUUACACCUCUUAUUUUAAAUGCUUUUUUUUUUUUAGUCACUUGCCAUUAUUACAUUUUGGGAAACUGACCCUUUUAAAACUUCAAGUACAAAUAAUCCUGGCUUAGUAGCCUAGUAGCAUAGAUCACAAUCACCAUUACUUAGAUAGCUAUCUGUUGUUAUGUCCAUAUUAACAUUUCUUUGGUCCACCAAGACUACCUGAGUAGAGGUUGGCAAAACUGUGCAGUCCCAUUUCCCUAGACAGAGUGUUUAUUUUGCAUAUCUAAAGAUGUUCUUGGAACUUUAUCAGGAGAUUUAAUACUGAAAUAUUUGGUGUUAGAUGUAGGAGAUAGUGUCAAAAAUUAUUUUAAUAUCAAAGGAAGCCUUUGGAUUUAUGAGAUGAUAACAGAUACUCUCUGUUUUGAGGACUCUUAUGAAAGUCUUUAUUUUCCCCUUCCUUGUAAAUGCUGAAUAGAUUUUUUUUUUACUUUUCUAGAGAUGUUUAGCAUCUGUUUUGUAUACCCCCUGGUGCCUCUUGGUCCUAUGGUGAAUCACUUUUGCCUGUGUAAAUUCCAAUGUCUUUAACUGAAAAUAACCUCCUGUACCCUUUCUCACUUUCUUCUUCUUGCUGCCCCUUCCCUGUCCCUAAUCUGUCCUUACAGAACAAAUUGAAACCUCUGAUUUUUUUUAACACCUGAGUCAAAACCAUUCUUAAGAAAUCUUGGCUAUGCCUAGCAUGUGCAAUUUCUUUUCUUUCAUAAAGAUAUUUGGUUGCUUUAUUUGAGCCCCAAACAUGAUGUUGUAAACCAAUAAAGGCAAAUUAUCUGAA